Molecule: messenger RNA, 1363 nt
Organism: Dermacentor albipictus
Lineage: Eukaryota; Metazoa; Arthropoda; Arachnida; Ixodida; Ixodidae
Source: RefSeq, a predicted model, not a curated record
UGAGAUGCCAGUUAUAAACGGACGCUUCAAACCGUGCUGCUGAUUGACGUGAUGUGUCAUCGAGUUAUUGCGAUUGGACGAUGAGUCAUAGCAGUGAGAAAAUGUCUUUGAAAGCAGGUGGUGUAAUCUAAAGUGUGCAAAAAGCUGUGAAAUCAGAAGUAUUGCAGUGACGCUACGAUGCUUGAGCAUCGCGUUGAUUGUGGCAUUGUGUCACGAGCCGCGUUCAAAGCGUCUCAAAGGGAGCGACGGCUUCAGAGCAUCCAGCUGAACCGUCGCCAGGAUCUCGAACCUUUCCACCGUGCGGGAGUCAACUGCCUGUCGCUGGAUCCCGUUGAGGGCCGAUUCCUCCUUUCGGGUGGUGCUGAUGGGGGCCUCUGCAUCCACGACCUGUACUCUGAUCUCGGCAAAACAAAGCGUACAAGCAAGGCCAUCUGCAAACUAACCAAGCACGAGGCACACAUCUUCUCGGUCUCGUCGGUGCCCUGGUACCCAUGCGACACCGGCCUCUUCACAUCUUCAGGCAUGGACAGCACCCUUCGGAUCUGGGACACCAAUUCGAUGCAGCAGGCCGACUCCGUGCGCCUCGGUGAACCCAUCUUCUGCCACCAUGUUGAAACGGCACAACCUAACAUUUUCGCUGUGGGAUACAAGAAGCCCUGGAUUGUGCUGGCUGACAUGCGAACGGGCAGCUUGUGCCAACAGCUUCGGGGCCACGCGGGAAGUGUGCUUGCAGUUCGCUGGAGUCCUCAUACGCCGGGACUCUUGGCCUCUGGAUCCCGAGAUGGUUCAGUGAAGCUCUGGGAUGUGAGGUGCGCCCGAAGCUCCCUGGCGACCCUGCAGGGUCACAAAGGGGGCACCACGGCCAUGACCUUCCUGCCCGAUGGCUUGCAGCUCCUGACCAUGGGCCGGGACAGUCGGGUCAAACUGUGGGAUGUGGCGAGCCACACAAUGAGCCAGGUGCACUCGGGACUUGCCUGCUGCAACUGGUGCCACAGAAUGACAUAUUGUACACUUUGUUGCUUGACCCUCGCCCCUUUUUUCAGUUCACCCACGCAGAUGUCUGCAACUCGGGAGGUGGCACUCCUUCCACUCGGCCACUGCCUGCUGAUCAUGGACUUGGUACGAAAACAGCCCCUGCGGGCACUAAGUGGGGCUCACUUUCGACAGGCCAACUGCGUGCUGCUCAGCAGUGACACCCUGGAGGCAUUUAGUGGUGCAAAUGACCGCACAAUCCUGUGGUGGACGUCGUGUGGCGACCGGGAGCAUGCCCUGGAUGCCUAUCAAGGUGGCAUGCCAGACUCGUGGAGUGAUGAAGGCGAACCUUUCUGAGACAUGUUUGCAUUUGGAAGAGUUGUUACAGGCA